CAGACUACUUCACCACAGACCAGCUCCACUGUGGAUGUUCAAGUCUUACCUCCUGGUCCAUUUGGAGGAUCCAAAACAGAAUCCUCCCAAAACACAACCAGAGAGACUUUACACAAAGGCAUCAGUUCAUGUUAUUUCCACUAGCGUGAACAGAGUAGAGGCCUGUCGUAGUCUGCAGCUAAACCAGCUGAGGUAUUCCAGAUAUCUGAGGAGGAUCCAAGCCAAAAAAUAUUUCUUCAACUGGAUUUGGAUUGUUUGUCCUGUUGGGACAAACAUUCUUCAAAGAUCUUCUUGCAGUCUAAAUUCCAAAGAUGGAUCUGCUACCAGAGAGUCUGCGUGCCCGUUCAAACAGCACAAGCAGUUCAACGUCUCAGGGCUCCAGGUCCAAGAUGGUCCUCCGGCAGCGUCUGUCCCAGCUGCUGACCUGCAUAGAAGACAUGAGCUCUGAUGAUGAAGCCAGUGAAGAAGUGUCUCACAAACUGGAUGAGGCGUUCCAGCUCUGCGGAUGCUUCAUUCCAACAGAUGCAUUCAGGCUGCACAUUGUGACCUGGAAUGUGGCCACUGCAGAGCCUCCUGACGAUGUCACCUCCUUGUUGCAGCUCGAUGUGCAGCCACCCACAGAUCUCUAUGUUAUCGGUCUGCAGGAGGUGAAUGCAAGUCCUCUAAGGUUCAUCUCAGACCUCAUUGUGGACGACUCCUGGAGCCAUGUCUUCAUGGACACACUGGCACCCAGAGGUUUUGUGAAGGUUACAUCAGUGAGGAUGCAGGGUUUGCUGCUGCUGUUGUUCACUAAACAGAUUCACCUUCCUUUCAUCAGAAAUAUCCAGACCACCUACACUCGCACCAGCAUCUUUGGCUACUGGGGGAAUAAAGGAGGCGUGUCGGUGCGUUUUUCCUUCUAUGGCCACAUGCUGUGCUUCCUCAACUGCCACCUAGCAGCUCACAUGAAGAAUGCCCUGGAACGAAUUGAUGAGUUCGAGCACAUUUUGGAAGUACAAGACUUUGACAUUUCUGACACAUCACAUGUCCUGGACCACAAGGUUGUCUUCUGGUUUGGUGACCUGAACUUCCGUAUUUCAGACCAUGGUUUGCACUUUCUGCGUUCGUCCAUCAACAGCGAACGCUUUAAUUUACUGUGGGACAAAGACCAGCUCAACAUGAUGAAAAGGAAAGAACCUUUCCUACAGGAAUUUGAGGAAGGCCCACUAACAUUUAAACCCACCUACAAGUUUGAUCGUCAUUCUGAUGUCUACGAUACCAGCAGUAAGAAGAGGAAGCCUGCUUGGACAGAUCGGAUUCUGUGGCGUAUGAAACCCAAAUAUCUACCACCAGAGAAUGAUGAUAAGUUGUUGACUUCUACUGAUGAUGAUCACGAGUAUCCCAUCACGGUUACUCAAGAUGAAUAUACCAGUGAUAUGAGCUAUGGAGUCAGUGACCACAAGCCUGUCAUUGCAACCUUCAGCGUGGAGCUAAGGAAGUACCUGGACACACCACUGGUCCACAUGUCUCCUGUGGGCGUGUGGAGCUCGGACCAGGAUGCACUUCUUAAUUAUACCGUCCAGGAAGACUUCAUGUCCUCCACCUGGGAUUGGAUUGGCCUAUACAAGGUGGGAUUUAAGAAUGCAUCUGAUUAUGAAACCUUUGUUUGGGUCAGAGAGGGCGAGCUGCCGCAGAUAAAUGAAGUCAUACAGAUAAAUGUGGAUAAGGAAAAAAUCCCUUUCCUGGGUGGACAGUGUGUUUUGGGUUAUUACAGCACAAACAUGCAAACCAUCAUUGGCCUCAGUGCUGACUUUCAGAUUCUACAGUCCAGGCUCACUGUCAAUGAAGACCUUGCUCCUGAGAUCAUCAACGGGCUGGACAAAUUAGACCAGAACUAAUGCAGCAGAUGUGUCACAUUGUCCUCCUCUGCAGGACUGGUUCAGAUUUUCAAAAUGUUGAAUAUCCAGUGGA
Molecule: messenger RNA, 1950 nt
Organism: Thalassophryne amazonica
Lineage: Eukaryota; Metazoa; Chordata; Actinopteri; Batrachoidiformes; Batrachoididae
Gene: inpp5kb
Product: inositol polyphosphate-5-phosphatase Kb
Exons: 12
Coding region: 312-1877 (521 amino acids)
Biological process (GO): phosphatidylinositol dephosphorylation; negative regulation of peptidyl-serine phosphorylation; negative regulation of phosphatidylinositol 3-kinase/protein kinase B signal transduction
Cellular component (GO): plasma membrane; cytoplasm; endoplasmic reticulum
Molecular function (GO): phosphatidylinositol-3,4,5-trisphosphate 5-phosphatase activity; phosphatidylinositol-4,5-bisphosphate 5-phosphatase activity; inositol bisphosphate phosphatase activity
Source: RefSeq, a predicted model, not a curated record